Molecule: messenger RNA, 7221 nt
Organism: Vollenhovia emeryi
Lineage: Eukaryota; Metazoa; Arthropoda; Insecta; Hymenoptera; Formicidae
Gene: Pde6
Product: cGMP-specific 3',5'-cyclic phosphodiesterase
Exons: 13
Coding region: 2252-5470 (1072 amino acids)
Biological process (GO): signal transduction
Molecular function (GO): 3',5'-cyclic-nucleotide phosphodiesterase activity; protein binding
Source: RefSeq, a predicted model, not a curated record
AUCUUUCCCGGAGCACGGCGAGAGCCGAGAGCGCGCGCGAGAGAGAAGACGUCUCCUCGGUAUCCCUGCCGCACGUGCGCACACACGUAUACAUAUAUAGAUACGUACACACACACACGUACGCGGACCCACACGCGCAACUUUGCCCGUACCAGUCGGGAGAUAAGCAUUACGCGAGCCCCGCGCACACGCGCACAUCGAGCGCGGCUACCUUACUCACGAAGAUGAUAAGCGUCCGUGAGCUCCGCCACGUACACAGACGCAGGUGCCGAUAGCUAUUCGAAUAGUACUCGCGACCACGAGGGACGAUAAGCGCCCGUCGGACUCACGUGUUACCCCGAAGGAGAGACGCACAGGUGCGCACGUACUCGCGUACGCGAGUCCGAUAGUGCGAAGAUAGUGAUACGCCUUGAAGACGGUAGCGCGCGUACGAGACGCGCGCGGAGCGGAGCGAAGCGGAGCGUAGGAGCCGUGGGAGGCUCGGACGCGUAACCAGCCGAGGCACCACUCCGCGCCGCUCUCCUCGAACACCCGCGUCCGCCUGACCCCGAGAGGGAGACUUCAGUAAGCUCGGAGCUUUCAACCGGUCCGUAGCCGUCCGCUAUCGACGUCGCCGCCAGCCGUCGCGUCGCGUCGCGUCGCGUCGCGUCCCGGCGCGAAGCGCACCGCUGCUGAUCGUCGCGUAGCGAUCGCCCUGGACCCGGGGUGACAUCCUACGCUCGGGCGAUCGCGCGAUCCCCCUCGCGAGCACGCCGAGUCUCCGAAACUGGAGCGGAAAUCGAGAGGCGUCCCGGAGCAAGUGGAAGCUGCGAAGGGUGCCAGCGAGUUGAUCGCGAAAUAUGACACUGGCAGAACGGAGCGAUCCUACGCGGGUCAGCGCUUGGCAGCCGAUCGACAGCCUGCCGAACGAUUUCAACAUCCUUCCGGGGUCGGCUCGCUGCUAGACAGCGGCGAGGGUCCAGCGGCGUUGUCCCUUUCGAGACGAGGUCCUGCCGCGGCGGGGAAAAGGAUGAGGACGAGGAAGAGGAGCUCGCGAGGACGCGCCGGUCGAUGCGGUCUCGAGUUGGCGAUCGCGUGUCCGCGGGCCGCGCGUUGAUCCUGCCCCCGCGUCAGAUCGCACCGAUCCCCGAUAAAUAACUCGGUGUGAAGGUGCGAGGGGCGAGGGAACGGCUUUUCUAUUUGAGGCCGACGACGUGAGGGGACGAUCGAAGCCCGCGUGCGGAGGAGACGAUGAUCUCGCUUCCGGAUGCGGCCGAGGAUCCUCCCGUUUAAAGCCCGCGGUCGAUCGCACGUGAACGCUCCUGUCGAUCGCUCGAUCGUUCCGUGCCCGUCGGCGCGAAAUGAAAUCGACAUGGGACGAGAAAUGAAAAGUCAAUUAGCGCGAGGGACGAUGCGAUAGGGCGGGAAGAAUAGAAAAACCGCGGUUGAGUUCAACAUUGGGAGAGGCGAAGCUUUCGUAGCGGGAUUAUCAAUCCUGCGGCGGAAGAGCGAUGCGGUCUCGCCGAUAAUACCGGAGGCUGCGAAACACACGCCGUGACGGAUAUAUCGAACGGCGACGAACUUGAACGUGAAAAAAAGAAAGAAAGAAAAUGGGAAAAUACACGCGAGUCGCACGAGAUGCGUCUGCGUGAUCGCGCUUUUCGGCGAGCAAUCGGUAGUACCGUCCAAGCCGAUCGCGACUGAACGCUUUCGGGAGUGCAUCGUGUUCGACGCACGCCGGGGUAAAAGCGGAACGCAGUAAGCCGAAUGUAUCCUUGACAUGCUUAAAUUAAAGAAAGGAUAUCGACGCGAAAGGAAGGAGGGCAUGUUUUCCGAGAGGGAAUCGUGGGUGGAGUAAAAAUAAAAUGCGACUUUUGUGUGUACUCGCGCGCCCGAUAACGCUCGCGCCGAAGGGAAAUGGUGAUGAAACGCCGAGGAACGUUGUGGUCCGUUGAAAUGACGUGUGUUCGACGUGGCUGUCGACGAAGGACUCGAUUGUGCACGAAGGCGAGCGUUCACGUGCGGCAAGAAAACGCGAAUGACAUUUUGCAGGAGUGAUGGCUAUUUCGGGCCGGACACGCUGCAUUUAUAAGACAUUCCUCGCGAAUGGUUUACUGCAGAUUCGUAUUUCCGGGACUUGCGAAGACGUGCGUGAACACCGGGAAACGAAAGAGCGACGGGAUAUGAAGCUUCCUUUUAUUCGCACGGCUCUCGUCGCAUAACUGAACGUUCCUAUUGCGCUCGAUGCACGUUACAUUAAGCUCAAGGUGAUAUGGAAGCAGAAGACGAAGUGGAUGAUGAGUUGUCGGAGGCCGUCGACACGGAAGCGAAUCAUAACAACAACCUCGAGAACUUCGAGACGAUGAAGAUCUCUACGAAGCCAGUGUCGGAGAUGACACAGGAGAAGGGCGACUGUCCUCUGGUGCGCUCGUUCAAUCCCGAGCAAUCGGAGAUUGUCGGCACCGCCGACGACAGUCCCGACAAAUUGAAAACGUCCGUGCGAUCAGAAUCAAAAGUACCCCUAAGUACAAGUACAAAGACUGAUGUGAAAGAGAUUGAGAUCGCCAGGCUGUGCAGAGGCAAAAGGGUCAGCUGCCAGGAUACUAUACCCGAAUACGACGAGGACGUCAACCUCACUAUCGAUAAAGUUGGAAGAUACUUGGAGGCGCAUCCCGCUCUGGCCGAAAAGUGGCUGCGGGAGAAAGCGAGCCUCCACCUUCGGCAGAGAUUGCAGAGCACGUGUAUGUUACAAACAAUAACACCGAGCGCACCGAGUGCGCCCAGCAUGCAGCAGGAAGAGAGCCUUCUCAACCGGGGCAAACGCAACAGCGUCACAUCCGAUCUCUUUCAGACCUGGCUGGCCUCGAGUUCACCCGCAAAGCGCAGCAGGAGUCCCAACAGCACACUGAUGGAUCGUCGCGAGGAGCUCGGUAGACUGGACGAGAGCGAUCUGUUUAUGGAGCUGAUAAGGGACGUGGCGAACGAACUGGACAUCAACGUCCUCUGCCACAAGAUCCUGGUGAACGUCGGCCUACUCACUUAUGCCGAUCGCGGCAGCCUGUUCCUGGCGAAAGGACCCUUGGAGGACCGGUACCUGGUGGCAAAGCUGUUUGACGUCACUCAGGAAACCGAGCUCGAGGAAGCCAUUCAACGGGCUAAGAACGAGGAGCUCAAAAUACCGUUCGGAGUCGGUAUCGCCGGUUACGUGGCGCAAACCAAGGAGAUUAUCAACAUCAAGGACGCUUAUAAGGAUCCGCGAUUCAACAGCGCCAUUGACAUGCGAACCGGAUACAAGACGACAUUGAUUCUGUCGAUGCCGAUCUGCAAUUACGAGGGCGACGUCAUCGGGGUCGCCCAGAUCAUCAACAAGACGAACGGCAGCAACGAAUUUACGGACAGAGACGUCGAGGUGUUUCAAAGAUACCUCACAUUCUGCGGCAUCGGCAUACAGAACGCGCAGUUGUUCGAGCUGUCCGUGCAGGAAUACCGACGCAAUCAGAUCCUCCUCAAUCUGGCGCGGAACAUAUUCGAGGAGCAGAACAAUCUCGAGUGUCUCGUCACGAAAAUCAUGACCGAGGCGAAGGAGCUGCUCAAGUGCGAGAGGUGCGCCGUUUACCUGCUGGAUUUGGACUGCGGCGAGGCAGGGCAUCUCGAGAAAAUCGUCGAGCGGCCCGGGAAGUCGGUGCAAGAGAGCAGAAAGCCGUUGUCGAGAAGAGAGAGCAAUAACAUCGACAUGGAGGAUAUUAUUCAGCAGCAUGCAUCGAACGAAGGUAGCAAGUUUACCAUGGUAUUCGAGAUGGAAAACGAAACGCAAGAGGCCCGGGUCUAUCGGCCGAGUAGCAACAACCUGUCGAGCACCCUGGGUCAGAUCGCGAGGUACGUCGCCGCGUCGGGUCAAAUCCUCAACAUUGGCGACGUGGCCACGUGGCUGAAGAAAGACGUGAUGGAGAGCGGAAAGGAGCCCAUCAGAAGUAUCCUAUGCAUGCCGAUCGUCAACGGGCAGAGAAUCGUCAUCGGAGUUGCUCAAUUGAUCAACAAGGACAACGGCACGUCGUUCACCGACUCGGACGUGUCGAUAUUCGAGGCGUUCGCUAUUUUCUGCGGCCUCGGUAUUCACAACACGCAGAUGUACGAAUCUGCGUGCAAGCUGAUGGCGAAGCAGAAGGUGGCCCUCGAGUGCCUGAGCUAUCACGCGACCGCCAACAACGACGACGCCCUGCGGCUCGUCUCCGAUCGCAUACCGUCCGCGGAAACGUACAACCUCUACAGCUUCACGUUCACCGACUUCGACCUCACCGAUGACGACACGUGCCGCGCCACCAUCAGGAUGUUUAAGCAGUGCGACCUCAUACAGAAGUUCCACAUACCGUACGACGUUCUGUGCAGGUGGAUCCUCAGUGUGAAGAAGAAUUAUAGGCCAGUAAAGUACCACAACUGGCGGCACGCGCUGAACGUCGCGCAAACGAUGUUCGCGAUGCUGAAGACCGGCAAGAUGGAGCAAUUCAUGACCGAUCUGGAAAUCCUCGGGCUUCUGGUGGCCUGCCUUUGUCACGAUCUGGAUCAUCGCGGCACGAACAACGCGUUCCAGACGAAAACCGAAUCUCCGCUGGCGAUCCUCUACUCGACCAGCACGAUGGAGCACCAUCACUUUGACCAGUGCGUCAUGAUCCUGAACUCUGACAGCAAUAACAUUUUUCAGAGCUUAUCAAUGGAGGACUAUAGACGUGUGAUGAAAGUCGUGGAGAGCGCCAUUCUGUCGACCGAUUUGGCGAUGUACUUUAAGAAGAGGAAUCGCUUCAUGGAAGUGAUCGACGAGGGCGAGUUUGAUUGGCAGAGCGAGGAGAAGAAAGAAUUGCUAUGCGGCAUGAUGAUGACGGCGUGCGACGUGAGCGCGAUAGCGAAGCCCUGGGACGUGCAGCAUCGCGUGGCGAAGCUGGUGGCCGAUGAAUUCUUCGAUCAAGGCGACCUGGAGCGCCUGCAGCUCAACCAACAGCCGGUGGCGAUGAUGGAUCGCGAGAGGCGGGACGAAUUGCCGCAGAUGCAGGUCGGCUUCAUCGACGUCAUCUGCCUGCCGCUCUACAAAGUCUUAGCGGAAACGUUCCCAUGGAUCCUGCCGCUCUACGAGGGCACCACGGAGAAUCGAAAGCACUGGCAGGAUUUGGCGGAGAAGGUCGAGAUGGGACUAACGUGGAUCGACCGCGACACGAUCGAGGAGCCGGUGGAGGAAUUCGUUUCCUACGAGCCUAAGGACAUCGAGUUCACGGUCACGACCUUGAACUGCGCCCACCCCGACAAGAGGGAACAGAUGCCGGACAGAUCGUCGCUCGGCAGGUUCGCCUCGCUGAGAAAGGGCGGACGUACGUUGAGCAAAGGGGUCCGACAUCGCAUCAGCAGGUCUCUUUACGCCAGGAGCAGCUCGGAGGACGCCGGCAAGUCGAAGGCGUUGCUCCCGGAGAGGAAGAAUCGCAACAAGCUGUGCCUGCUCAUUUGACGGCUAACUUCGACGACGCUCGAGAGCAUCCCCGAAUGAUGGCCAACGAGUGGCGACACUUGGAAAUGGGUAUUUAAAUACACAUCGCAGCUUCCAGGUCGCGAAAGAUGGAAUCUUUAACGUUGAGAUCACCUGGAGGCUGAAGCUUGGCAGAUUCACGAACGAGCUGUCAUUGGAAAAGAGCUUUAGGGUGAACCUAGAAGGCGCUCUUAGAAGAAUAACGUUGUCUGCCUCAAUAACUAAGUCGGACUAUUCCCGAAGAGUAGAAUGAUACCAAAUGGACUGUUUCAAGCAAGUUUCUUUGUAGCUGCUUUCAGUUGCAGCGAAAUACUUGUGGGAAAUGAAUCCUCUGGGCGAGAGAGAGAGAAAUAUUAGCAGGAAUGAUCAUUAUAUAGGAUCUUUUAAUUCAAAACGAUCGUAUUUGAUCAGAAAUCAGAAGACAGAAAAGGAAUGAGCGGUGAGAAGAAAUGGCGAUAAAUUUAGCAAUUUGUAAAAACCGAAUAUUCGUGCAAAGAACCGAGUUUAGUUAGAUCUGAGAAAACUGACAAUAUCGACAAGAGGAAAUUGCGAUCGACUAAGAGAAUAAUUUUCAGUACAAAGAGAGUAAAACAGAUCGCAAUGUGAUCGUUCGCAUUUCGAAGAGAACUGGUUUGAUUAUCGAAAGAUCCGUUGUAGUACUCUAUCAUUAUUCAUUUCACGACUUAAAAGAGAAGUAAAGAGUUAAGAAUCUCGAUAUUAUCUAACCGAAUUAGGCGCGAAUUCGAAUCAAAGUAUUCAAAGUUCAACGUAAAACUUAGCACGAGUGAGAAAAUUAUAGAACCAACUAAACGCAUGUCUACGUAAUUCCCGGGAAAGUAAUUCCCGGGGUGAGAAAAAAAAUACGCUCAACAAAGACGUUCCAUUGAUUUCGGCGCGCAUUCCAAUCUCUCCAUUGCCAGGCGUAGAAAACGGCGAAUCAAAAUACCGGAGUGAUUAACGAGACGGCGAAUCUUCGUGGCGCGAGGACGAACAAAUUACGCGGCUCGAGGAAAGAAAGGGAGGAGAGGAUCGGGAAAGAGGGUGGACGAGGUGGUGAUCUCAUGAGGCGUACAUCGGCGCGUCGGAUCCCCGAGAAAACUGUUGCCCGUAGGUUUUAAGGCGAUAAUACGUAGACAACGGUGUUACGUGAAACACGUGUGCUUAGUCGAUGGCUAGGUAGCUAGAGAACUCGACGGUCGGUCGUUGCACCUCACAACGACAUUGCUCAUAAUCGCAAUCCCGUAGAACGCGAGGAAGCGUGCUGUUAUGUGUGAAUGUGUCGGGCGUCGUCAGAUGAUGAUGAUGAUGAUGAUGAUGAUGAUAACGCUGAUGAUGAUAACGAUGAUGAAUUCAAUUUUGACAAUCUUUUUGUAUCACAUCUCGAUGAUAUUCUAGGCUAUACAGUUCGGCGUGCGAAGGGAUCGGUGACGAUGACGCUUGUAGAUUGAAGACGCGCGAAUCGGACUCGCGGACACGCUGCUCCACGGCAGUUUCGGUCGGAAACGAGCGCAGUUUCAUUGUUUUUAUCAACUCAGACUUUUCUUCAGAGCGAUCUCCGCGAUAACGAAGACAGAGAGAAAGAGAGAUGCGCAAUCGAUAUGGUUAAGCAAAAAAAAAAAGAGAGAGGAGAGAGAGAGAAAUUGCUCUCGAGUCGACUUCUUCAUUUUAAUCAAACCUUAAAAAUUUCAAAUAAAAAUAAUGUAUAAGUUUAAAAUAUUUCAUAGGUUCUACAA